CCGGCAGCCGCGGAGCAAGGACGGGGGAGCCUGGCCUCGCACGGGUGUUCUUAAUAGACUGUCAUUUAAUGUCAUUCAAGAUCUACAAAACAUCAUUUUUGCAUGACUACUGCAAAAGGACUACUAUACAGAAGCCAGUUCCUUUUGCGAGAGGACAAUUUGGACCCUGUUUCAGAAAGCAGGAAGAAUGUCUGAAUCCAGUUGAUGAUGUUUAAGAAUUGUCAUUCUUACUUAAAGGGUUCUCUUUAUGAAGAAAUAUCAGUGCUGAUAAAUACCUGGGGACCAAGUACAUUUCAGUGACCAAGGAUGGCUUCUUCUUGGAAAAUCAUUCUAUUUCUGUCAGCCACCGGGUGUCUUUCAGAGUAUUCCAAAGCUCCUCCUGGUCUCCCAACUUCAUAUGCCGCUUUGUUAAGAAUCAAGAAAAGUUCAUCCUCAUCUCUCUUUGGAUCAAAGACCAGACCACGGUACAGCAGUCCUGCUUUAGGGACACUAAGUGUUUCUUCACCAAGUUGGCGCGGGGCAGCUCAACAUUACUAUUCCCCCAUCAACCUCUAUCACUCCUCAGAUGCCUUCAAACAAGAUGAAAGUGUGGACUAUGGGCCAGUGUUUGUUCAGGAACCAGAGAGUAUCAUUUUCCCGACUGAUUCUGAUGAAAAUAAGGUAGCAUUGAAUUGUGAAGUUCGUGGCAACCCCAUUCCCACUUACAGAUGGAUUCGGAAUGGAACACAAAUCGAUUUGGAAAGUGAUUAUCGCUACAGUUUGAUAGACGGCACCUUCAUUAUAAGUAAUCCAAGUGAAACGAAAGAUUCUGGUCAAUAUCAGUGUUUAGCAACCAACAAUUUUGGAAGUAUUCUUAGUAGAGAAGCCACACUUCAGUUUGCCUAUCUGGGAAAUUUUAGUGGCCGGACAAGAAGUGCAGUCUCUGUGAGGGAAGGCCAGGGGGUUGUUCUGAUGUGCUCUCCUCCGCCUCAUUCACCAGAGAUCAUCUACAGCUGGGUAUUUAAUGAAUUUCCCUCCUUUGUGGUGGAAGACAGCAGGCGGUUCAUUUCCCAGGAGACAGGCAACCUUUAUAUUUCUAAAGUGCAAGCGUCAGAUGUUGGAAGCUAUAUUUGUCUGGUGAAAAACACAGUGACGAAUGCUCGAGUCCUUAGUCCCCCAACACCACUCACUCUGCGUGAUGAUGGUGUGAUGGGAGAAUAUGAGCCUAAAAUUGAGGUCCAUUUUCCUUUCACGGUUACAGCUGCUAAGGGAACAACUGUUAAGAUGGAGUGCUUUGCACUUGGCAAUCCUGUUCCAACCAUCACAUGGAUGAAGGUUAAUGGCUAUAUUCCUAGUAAGUCACGACUGCGGAAAUCUCAGGCAGUGCUGGAAAUACCAAAUGUGCAGCUGGACGAUGCAGGCAUCUAUGAAUGCCGAGCUGAAAACUCGCGUGGAAAGAAUUCAUUUCGUGGACAAUUGCAAAUAUACACCUACCCACACUGGGUAGAAAAACUGAACGAUACCCAGCUGGACAGUGGGAGCGCCCUCCGAUGGGAAUGUAAGGCCACUGGUAAACCCAGGCCCACAUACCGCUGGCUGAAGAAUGGAGCGCCUCUCUUGCCUCAGAUUAGGGUUGAAACAGUUAAUGGAGUAUUGAUGAUCCACAGUGUAAACCAAUCAGAUUCUGGGAUGUAUCAGUGUUUGGCUGAAAAUAAAUAUGGAGCCAUUUAUGCUAGUGCUGAGCUGAAGAUUCUAGCUUCAGCACCUACUUUUGCACUGAAUCAACUGAAGAAAACAAUAAUUGUUACCAAAAAUCAAGAAGUCAUCAUAGAGUGCAAACCCCAAGGCUCUCCAAAACCAAAAAUCUCUUGGAAGAAGAGCGAUAAAGCAAUUAGAGAGAACAAAAGAAUAGCUAUUCUUCCAGAUGGGAGUCUACGAAUCCUAAACGCAUCUAAAUCAGAUGAGGGAAAGUACGUUUGCAAAGGGGAAAACAUCUUUGGUUCUGCCGAAAUUGUAGCUUCAGUGUCGGUAAAAGAACCUACAAGGAUAGAACUUACUCCAAAAAGAACAGAGUUAACAGUGGGAGAAAGCAUCGUCCUUAAUUGCAAAGCAAUUCAUGAUGUUAGUUUGGAUGUCAAUUUCUACUGGACACUGAAAGGACAGCCCAUUGAUUUUGAGAAAGAAGGCGGACAUUUUGAAAGCAUCAGGGCCCAAGCAUCCUCUGCAGAUUUAAUGAUCAGGAACAUCCUUCUGAUGCAUGCUGGGAGAUAUGGCUGCAGGGUACAGACCACAGCAGACAGUGUGUCAGAUGAGGCAGAACUUCUUGUUAGGGGUCCCCCAGGCCCACCAGGGAUAGUAAUUGUUGAGGAAAUCACGGAAAGCACAGCCACCCUGUCCUGGAGCCCAGCAGCUGAUAACCACAGUCCGAUCUCUUCCUAUAACCUGCAGGCUCGCAGUCCCUUCUCCCUGGGCUGGCAAACUGUGAAAACAGUCCCAGAAACUAUAACAGGAGACAUGGAAUCAGCAAUGGCAGUGGAUUUAAAUCCUUGGGUGGAAUAUGAAUUUCGAGUGGUGGCCACCAAUCCCAUUGGGACUGGAGAUCCAAGCACCCCAUCACGAUUGAUCCGCACAAAUGAAGCAGUUCCAAAAACAGCGCCUACCAAUGUGAGCGGAAGAAGCGGAAGACGACACGAGCUGGUCAUCGCCUGGGAGCCAGUAUCUGAAGAGUUUCAGAAUGGGGAAGGCUUUGGCUAUAUUGUGGCUUUCAGACCCAAUGGAACACGGGGCUGGAAAGAAAAAAUGGUGACAUCCGCAGAAGCUUCCAAAUUCAUCUAUCGAGAUGAAAGUGUCCCUCCACUGACUCCUUUUGAAGUUAAGGUUGGCGUUUAUAACAAUAAAGGGGAUGGACCUUUUAGUCAAAUUGUGGUCAUCUGUUCAGCUGAAGGAGAACCCAGCACUGCUCCAGCUGACGUGAAGGCUACAAGUGUGUCUGUGUCAGAGAUUCUUGUUGCAUGGAGACAUAUCACAGAGAGUCUAGGAAGACCUCAGGGAUUUGAGGUUGGUUACUGGAAAGACAUGGAACAAGAAGAUGCAGCAGAAACAGUCAAAACCAGGGGGAACGAGUCAUUCAUCAUCUUGACAGGAUUAGAAGGAAAUACUCUAUAUCACUUCACAGUGAGGGCUUACAAUGGAGCCGGAUAUGGGCCACCUAGCAGUGAAGUGAGUGCAACCACCAAGAAAUCCCCCCCUAGUCAAGCACCUAGCAACCUCAGGUGGGAGCAGCAGGGGUCUCAGGUUUCUCUAGGCUGGGAGCCCGUCAAACCUUUAGCCAACGAAUCUGAAGUCCUGGGUUACAAGGUUUUUUACAGGCAAGAGGGUCACAGCAACAGCCAAGUUAUUGAAACACAAAAACCUCAAGCAGUAGUACCACUCCCUGACGCUGGAAUCUACAUUAUUGAAAUUCGAGCAUUCAGCGAAGGGGGAGAUGGUACAGUUAGUUCCCAAAUCAGGGUACCAUCAUAUUCAGGUGGGAAGAUCACAAGCGCUCAGUCAACCUUGCACACUCUCUCUCCACCAUCAUCAGUAACAUUGCUCUUGGCAUUGACAAUUCCUUCAACCUCCUGGUGAAACUGCUGGCUUAACUUGCUUGUAUUUGUUUUAGCUUAAAAAAAGCAGUGAAUGGAAUGUAGCAUAAGUGGAGAGCCAGGAUCCUGAUAUGAGCUUUACAACCUUGGGACUACAUGUGGUGCACUUACAGGAGGUUGGGAGUGGGGGAAAUACACUUAUCCAUCAGGUUGCUCUUUGAUUUUUGUAAAUGGAGAGGACAGUUCUUGGUCCAAUAAAAAUAUGCAGAUUGUAUGUAAUGAAUUUUUGUAAGCAAAGGUAAUUUCUGUCAAAUGUAUUCUUAAUUUUAUAUAUGUUGAAUUUGAUUUUAUAUCUAAUGAUUGAGUGUGUGCCAUCCAUUUUUUAAGAAAGUGGUCUCUAGUAGAUCUAUUUCAAAAACAAAUACAAUAUUGAGAAUGGAAAAAUUCCUUAAGACUCCAAAUCCAGUGUUUUUCAUUUUCCCUUCACCUGACCAUUAUAAUUGCCAAACCUACAGGAAAUCUGAAAAAUACUUUGGCUAUGAGGUCCAUCAUAGAAUACACAAAAAUAAAUCUCAAAAAAUACUAUACACUUGCAUAAUGAAAAUAGCAAGAUUUUUCAAUAUGUUAUUCUAUAUUUACCCGUACAGGAAGUUAUUGGGGUAGAGAAUAAGCCAUUUUUAUUAAGGCUAGGUAAAUAGUAAAUCCAAAUGAACUUACUGUUAAGCACUAUGUUGAAUAGCAGCAAAUAUGGUGAAUGUUUUUUGCUUGUUUGUUUGUUUGUUUUGGUACUGGGGAUUGAACUCGGG
Fukomys damarensis (Damara mole-rat) is the source of this 4369-nucleotide messenger RNA. It is a transcript of the gene Cntn5, whose product is annotated as contactin 5. NCBI's taxonomy places the organism in Eukaryota, Metazoa, Chordata, Mammalia, Rodentia, Bathyergidae. The record is from RefSeq and is a predicted model, not a curated record. Bases 307 to 3606 code for a protein of 1099 amino acids. Gene Ontology annotation, molecular function: cell-cell adhesion mediator activity. The transcript has 26 exons. Gene Ontology annotation, biological process: brain development; cell-cell adhesion.